AUGGCGGCGCCGGGGUUGGUGGAGGCCGCUGACCCUGCCGAAGCGGUAGAGACGGCCGAAGCGGCGGAGUUAAGCCGCGCGCUGAGCCGCCUGCUGCCGGGGCUAGAGACUGACAGCAAGCUGGGCCGGCGGCGGGCGCUGGAGGCCCUACGGCGCGCACUGGAAGAGGCGGGACCCGCCACCGAUCCCGCUGCCUUCCAGGGCCCCUGGGCGCGUCUACUGCUGCCGCGCCUGCUGCGCUGCCUGUCCGACCCAGCCGAGGGCUGCCGCGUGCUCGCAGCGCACCUCCUGGCUCUGGGCAUGCAGCGCGCCGCGCGGCCACGCGACGCUCUACCGCGCCUACUGCCCGCGCUCGCCGCGCGCCUAGUCAGCCCCGAGUCCGCGCGCCGGCAGCCGCCCGAGACUUGCGAGGAGCUGCGUUUGGGGCUCGUACAGCUGCUCGGCCUGGCUGUGGGCUUAGGCGGCGCGGCGCUCGCGCCCUACCUGGAUGACGCGGUGCGCGUGUUGCGCUGCACGCUCCUCGACCCCUUCGCUGCCGUGCGCCGCGAGAGCUGCCAGUGCGCCGCCGCCCUGGCGCGCGCCACGCCGGACCACUUCCACAUGCAGUCCGAGUCUCUGAUUGGCCCUCUGAUGCAGACCAUCUCCCAUCAGCACUGGAAGGUCCGGGUGGCUGCCAUUGAGGCCACAGGCACUGUGAUCCAGUUUGGCAACGGGAAGUCCGUGGAUGAUGUGCUUUCACACUUUGCUCAGCGGCUCUUUGAUGAUGUCCCACAGGUCCGCCAGGCAGUGACCUCCGUGGUGGGGGGCUGGCUGCUGGACCUGCGGGAUCGCUACUCCUUCUUUCACAAGCUCAUUCCCUUGCUGCUGAGCAGCUUUAAGGAUGAGAUGCCCGAAGUCAGGGAGCUGGCCACCAGCCUAUGGGAGAAGGUUGGCCUGCAGUGGCAGAAGGAGAACGAGGAUGACCUGAAGGACAAGCUGGACUUUGCCUCACCACCCCCAGCCCAUUACCCUCUGCACGAUAGUCGUCCUGUGUUGGGCUGUCGGGAGCUCGUGUCCAGGAACCUGUCCAAGAUCCUUCCUGCCCUCUGCCACGACAUCUCUGACUGGGUGGUGGGGACCAGGGUGAAGGCGGCACAGCUGCUGCCUGUGCUGCUGACCCACGCUGAGGACCACAUCACACAGCACCUCGAGGUCAUCCUCAGGACCCUGCUCCAAGCCUGUGACGAUGAUGAGAGAGCUGUGGUCAGCAAUUGUGUAAGAUCUGCAGAGCUGAUCGGAACAUUCGUCCCCCCAGAGGUGUUCCUGAAGCUAAUGUUGGCAAUGCUGAAGAAGUCACCCUCCCCCUCCAAGCUCUUAGUGCUGGCAUCCGCCGUUCAAGGCUGCCCCCGUGAAGCCCUCCAGCCGCAUGUGAAGGUCAUCGCCAUGGACCUGGCUCAGACCCACAUCUGUCAAGCAUCUGAAAGUGACCUCUACCUGGAGCGCCUGCUGCUCUGCGUGCAGGCUCUGGUCUCUGUGUGUCACAAGGACUGCAGUGAGUGCAGCUUGCAGCUUCUGGAAGUGCUGGUGACUGUCAUGGCUGGCUCAGGUACCACCAGCCUCAGUGACAAGGCGCAGGAGGCAGUAGCCUUGCUGGCUGAGGUGGAGGGCAUCAGCAGCCAGGACCUCUAUCGCAAGCACAUGGGCCCUCUGUUGGAGCAGCUGACAGCAUCCCACAGUGACUGGACUGUGCACUCGCCAGAGCUGGGGCAGUUUAGUGUGGUCAUGUUUCAGGCAGGCCCUGCCCUUGGAGAGGCUCUGCAGCACGUGAUCCCUACACUCAGGGCCUGCCUCCAGCCUGCCAGAGAUCCCCAGAUGCGCCUAAAGCUUUUCUCCAUCUUGUCCAAGCUGCUGCUGAGAGCGAAGGACACUGUGGACUCCCAGGGGCAGUUUCACAACUACCUUGAGACAGUGAUUAAAGAUGUCCUGGUCCCCAAUCUGCAGUGGCAUGCAGGCAGGACAGCCGCAGCCAUCCGCACAGCUGCUGUGUCCUGCCUCUGGGCACUCACCAGCAGCGAGGUCCUGUCAGCCAAGCAGAUUCAAGACAUGCAAGGAACACUGAUGUCUCACAUUCUGACCACACUGGAGGAAGAUUCUCAGAUGACUCGAUUAAUUUCAUGCCGUAUUAUUAAUAUAUUUUUAAAAACGUCUGAUGACACGAUUGAUCCAGAUAAAUUCAUCAAGAUUUAUCCUGAACUCCUAAAACGUCUAGAUGAUGUCUCCAACGAUGUUAGGAUAGCAGCUGCCUCUGCCUUAAUCACCUGGCUAAAGUGCAUCAAAAGCACCAAUGGCAAGUCAUACUAUCAAAGUAGCAUUCAAUACCUGUAUAAAGAACUCCUCGUGUACCUUGAUGAUCCAGAAAGUGCCAUUCAGGAUGCAGUUUUAGAGGUCCUCAAAGAGGGCAGCACCCUGUUCCCGGAUCUACUGGUAAGGGAGACUGAGGCUGUCCUCCACAAACACCGUUCAGCAGCCUACUGCGAGCAGCUGCUACAGCACGUGCAGGCUGUACCAGCCACACAGUGACCAUCUCCGCUUCAGAGCCAGUGCUGCACACACAUCCUUGCCUGUGCUGGAAUUUGUGGCUUUUAAACCUCUUAAACAGGGUACCUUUUUGUCAACAGCCUAGGACGUUCAUAGCAAGACUGACAGCAAGAAGAAUGUGCUCCAGGGAACCUGCCUGCUGGGGUCCUAGGACAGCAGCCUCAGCGGGUUCUGUCAUAAUGUCUCACACUGAGAAGUCUCCCAAAAACCUACUGCUAAUUAAUUUGAAAUUAAAAAUCAAGAUCUGCUGCUUAUACUGGCAGCUACAUCAGCUUCUUUUUUUUUUUUUUAAACUUUACAUGUACUACUAGGUCAGUCCUGCUUAAAUGCCCAAAAAAGUUCUUCACUAUUUAACAAAAAAAAG
Messenger RNA from Otolemur garnettii (small-eared galago), 2941 nucleotides. It is a transcript of the gene DNAAF5, whose product is annotated as dynein axonemal assembly factor 5. The record is from RefSeq and is a predicted model, not a curated record. Gene Ontology annotation, biological process: outer dynein arm assembly; inner dynein arm assembly; cilium movement. Gene Ontology annotation, molecular function: dynein intermediate chain binding. NCBI's taxonomy places the organism in Eukaryota, Metazoa, Chordata, Mammalia, Primates, Galagidae. Gene Ontology annotation, cellular component: cytoplasm. The transcript has 13 exons. Bases 1 to 2559 code for a protein of 852 amino acids.